UUUUGAAUUUUGUUUUGGAUUUGUCUUCGUUGGCAUUGUCGGGUUGAAGUUUGAUAUUUUCAAAUUGAACCUACAUACAUAAGUUGACCUACCACUCUACCUUCUUCUCAGUUUUUAAUUUGCUCGAUCUGUCCGUCACUGAAAAGAAUCCACGGCAUUUCAGUUCUUGGUCAAGUUUAUCACAGGACCUAUCAUUGAUAGUGAAAUUCCAAGCUUGAGUUUCUGGGUUUCUCUUCAAAGAUUCAGAUCGAGCAUUGGCAUAUGAAGGUGACGCAGCUUCCUUCUGGAGAGGAAAAGACUAUAGCUUGACUUGAAGGAGACAGUUGAGAAGCAUUUUGGUAAAGAACUUCAGUGCCAUAGGCAAAAAAUGAAUCAAUUCGAAUAAACUGGCAUUUUGUGAUCCUGCGAGAUUGACAGUUCUUCUGAAGUUCACUUCUUGAUGCCUACCUCUUCAUUGUUUUUGCUGGCAAAAUCCAAGUCUCUCAUUUUCACUAGGUGGAUUUUAGUCAAAAUUUGAAUUACUGUGUUUGUAAUUCCAGCUUUGCUUUAAGGUUUGGUUUUUAGUUUACUUGAAUCAUGGUUGAAGACGGAAAGGAAAAUUUGGUGGCUCAUAAUCUGUCGGCUGAGGAAUGGCUAUCUCGUGCACAGAUGCUUGUUCCCAGGGCUCUGGAAAAAGCCAGGGAGGUUAAAGGGUUCCCUGGGAGAUGGAAGAUGAUAAUUUCGAAAUUGGAACGAAUCCCUACAAGAUUAUCGGAUUUGUCUAGCCAUCCUUGCUUCUCCAAGAAUGCACUCUGUAAGGAGCAAUUGCAGGCUGUUUCAAGGACAUUGAAUGAAGUAAUUGAUUUGGCGGAGUCUUGUGUAAAAGGGAAAUUUGAAGGAAAACUUAGAAUGCAAAGUGAUUUGGAUUCGCUAUCGUGUAAACUUGAUUUGAAUUUACGCGAUUGUGGGCUUCUGAUCAAAACGGGGGUGCUUGGAGAGGUUAGUUUGCCGUUGGCAGAACAAGAGGCUGCCGCAGAUCAUAGCAAUAUAAGAGAAUUGUUCGCACGACUUCAGAUUGGACACCUCGAGGCUAAGCAUAAAGCACUUGAUUCACUUGUAGAAUUAAUGAAAGAUGAUGAGAAGAAUGUGUUGGCUGUUUUAGGACGAAGCAAUAUUGCAGCAUUAGUCCAAUUGCUCACUGCAACUUCUCCUCGGAUCAGAGAAAAAACUGUUACCGUUAUAUGUUGGCUUGCAGAAUCUGGAAGUUGUGAGAGUUUGCUUGUUUCUGAAGGCGCUCUUCCUCCCCUUAUAAGGCUUGUCGAAUCUGGUAAUGCAGUGAGUCGAGAGAAAGCUACGUUUUCUCUCCAGAGAUUGUCUAUGUCAGCAGAAACCGCACGCUCAAUUGUUGGCCAUGGUGGAGUUAGGCCUCUGAUUGAGAUCUGUCGAACUGAUGAUUCUGUUUUGCAAGCUGCUGCGGCUUGUACCUUGAAGAAUAUAUCGGCUGUGCCUGAUGCACGGCAAGCCCUUUCUGAAGAAGGGAUUAUAAAGGUGAUGAUCAAUCUUCUUGAUUGUGGAGCCCUGUUGAGAUCUAAAGAAUAUGCAGCAGAUUGCUUACAAAAUCUCACAUCAAGUAAUGACAACCUCCGGAGAUGUGUUAUUUCAGAAGGCGGAAUAAAAAGUCUUCUGGCGUAUUUAGAUGGUCCGCUGCCUCAAGAAUCUGCAGUUGGGGCAUUGAGAAACUUGGUUGGAGUGAUUUCAGUUGAUGUUUUGGUUUCAUCAGGCCUUCUUCCGAGGCUGGUCCAUGUGCUUAAAUCUGGCUCUCUUGGUGCACAAAAAGCAGCAGCCUCAGUGAUUUUUCUAAUCUGCGGCUCGACUGAAACGAAACGAUUGGUGGGUGAAUCUGGAAGCAUUCCGCUUCUCAUAAAGAUGCUGGAGGCUAAAUCUAACAAUGCGAGGGAGGUUGCAGCACAAUCAAUUUCAAGUUUGAUGACCCUUUCCCAUAAUUAUAGAGAAGUUAGAAGAGAUGACAAAUGUGUGCUUAAUUUGGUAGUAUUGCUCGAUCCAAGCCCCCAGAACACAGCCAAAAAAUAUGCAAUUUCCUGUCUAACCUUGCUUUCCUCGAGCAAAAAGUGUAAGAAGUUGAUGAUUUCGUAUGGGGCUAUCGGUUAUCUCAAGAAGCUUACUGAGAUGGACAUUCCCGGUGCCAAGAAGCUACUUGAGCGUUUAGAGAGAGGAAAACUGAAAAGCUUGUUCAGCAAGAAGUAGGACAACUCAAUGUUGUGUAAUGGAAGUAUAAUUUUGAUCAUUGUUUCACUGCCUGAAUGAAUCCAAGUAGUGAUAAUGUUACAAGCUGAGAAACAUAAACAUGAAAGCUAUGUGAUCGAUGUUUUUUAUAAAAACAUAGUAUUUGUACUCUUAAAGUACAAUGAAUUACUACUUCGGUUCUAUCAACUUUUCCUGUGCCUUUAUUUGGCGAUUCUGGAAAUGCAUAAAUAUAUUUGAUGUCUUCUUAAA
Messenger RNA from Olea europaea var. sylvestris, 2493 nucleotides. Its product is annotated as U-box domain-containing protein 15-like. Gene Ontology annotation, molecular function: protein binding. Bases 577 to 2244 code for a protein of 555 amino acids. Lineage: Eukaryota; Viridiplantae; Streptophyta; Magnoliopsida; Lamiales; Oleaceae. The record is from RefSeq and is a predicted model, not a curated record. The transcript has 4 exons.